Rhododendron vialii is the source of this 4052-nucleotide messenger RNA. Its product is annotated as protein FORGETTER 1-like. The transcript has 33 exons. The coding region runs from base 391 to 3813 and encodes 1140 amino acids. NCBI's taxonomy places the organism in Eukaryota, Viridiplantae, Streptophyta, Magnoliopsida, Ericales, Ericaceae. Gene Ontology annotation, molecular function: chromatin DNA binding; histone binding. Gene Ontology annotation, cellular component: nucleus. The record is from RefSeq and is a predicted model, not a curated record. Gene Ontology annotation, biological process: regulation of DNA-templated transcription.
GGGGGAAAGAUUUUGGUUUUACUUUUCACAAAAUUUUGAAAGCUUCUUUCUCGUUCCGUUCCCUCAAAGGCUCUAACCAGAUGGUCUGAUGUAGGCACUUCCUCUAUUAAACUAAAUUAUUUUACUCCUUCCCUUACACCUUGACCGUUGCUUUCUUUGCGUAGACUUUAUUUUUACCCUCAGAAUAGAUUCUCUGAUGCUGCAAGGAAGUGGUGUCACAAAUAUGUGUUGCAUGUCUUGAAAGCAGAAGGAGACUAUUAACCUUCUCCUCUUGCACUUAGUGGGACCGGAGAAUCGCAGCAUAUGCUUUGUACCUUGUUCGGGUUGCAUGUGUUAUGCCUUGGACCUAAGAAGCACGGAUAAGGAUACAUGGUACAGACACGACACUAGAUGGACACGUCAUUUCUCCAAAAACUAGGACAGGGACAGGUAGCUGUUGAAGUAGAGCGAGAAGAAAGUGAAGGUGGCACGGUGGGAGAAACAUUCACAGACUAUCGCCCUCCAAAACUUCGUAUUGGGCCUUGCCAUCCUGAUCCUGUUGUAGAGACUUCAUCCUUAUCAGCAGUGCAUCCACCUGAACCAACUUAUGAUCUGAAGAUCAAAGAUGAACUAGAAAGUUCAGGACCAUUGUCAUGCUUGCAAAUUGAGACACUGGUUUAUGCUAGCCAGAGACAUCUCCAGCACCUUCCAGAUGGUGCCAGGGCAGGUUUUUUUAUUGGAGAUGGAGCUGGUGUGGGCAAAGGACGAACAAUUGCAGGAUUAAUAUUGGAGAACUGGCGUCACGGGAGGAGGAAAGCAUUGUGGAUUUCUGUUGGUUCAGACUUGAAAUUUGAUGCAAGAAGAGACUUAGACGACGUCGGUGCAACAAAUAUUGAAGUCCAUGCCUUGAACAAGCUGUCUUAUUCGAAGCUUGAUUCAAAGUCUGUCGGCGUUAGGGAUGGAGUUAUUUUCUUGACGUACAGCUGUCUAAUAGCAUCUACUGAGAGAGGCCGGUCUCGUUUGCAACAACUUGUACAAUGGUGUGGGACAAAAUAUGACGGUCUUGUCAUAUUUGAUGAGUGUCAUAAGGCCAAAAAUUUGAUUCCUGAAGCUGGAGGGCAACCAACGCAGACGGGCCAAGCAGUUCUGGAGCUGCAGGCUCGACUUACUGAAGCUCGUGUUAUUUAUUGCUCAGCAACUGGUGCAUCAGAACCACGCAAUAUGGGUUAUAUGGUUCGUCUUGGUCUUUGGGGAGCUGGAACGUGUUUCCUUGAUUUCCGUGAUUUUUUAGGUGCUAUACAGAAAGGGGGUGUUGGAGCUCUAGAACUUGUUGCUAUGGACAUGAAAGCAAGAGGGAUGUAUGUAUGUCGUACACUGAGCUACAAAGGGGCGGAGUUUGAAGUCGUUGAAAUUCCGCUAGAGGCCAAAAUGAUGGGUAUGUAUAAUAGAGCAGCAGAAUUUUGGGCUGAGUUGAGAGUGGAAUUGCUAUCAGCAAAUGCAUUGCUCACUGUGAAAAAGCCCAAAAAUGAUCCCCUUUGGAGAUUAUAUUGGGCGAACCAUCAGCGCUUCUUUAGUCACAUGUGUAUGUCAGCUAAGGUGCCUGCUGUAGUAAGAAUUGCUAAGCAAGCAUUAAUUGAGAAUAAAUGCGUGGUUAUUGGCAUACAAAGUACCGGAGAGGCACGAACAGAGGAAGCUGUGGCAAAAUAUGGACUUGAACUUGAUGGUUUUAUUUCUGGACCUCGAGAGCUUCUAUUAAAAUUUGUUGAAGAGCAUUAUCCUCUGCCUCCAAAACCUGUCUUACUACCAGAGGAAAGUGAAAAGAAUCUUCCUCGAAAGAGGCACUUGGCAACACCUGGUGUUUCAGUUGGAGGGAGAGUUACUAAAGUUGCAAAAUGCAAAGCAGGGAGUGAUGAUGAAAGUGACGAAGAAGCUGAAGUGGAUUCUGAACAUGAAUCUACCGAAUGGGAAGCUGAGAGUGAUGCUGAAAGUGAUGAAGAAUCUGAAUCUGAUUUUGAAUCCGAAUCUACUGAUGAGUUUCAAAUACAUGACACUUAUAGUCCGGAAGAGCUUGUUGAUUCUACCUUCUUAGUCCCACCUGUUAUAGACGCAGUAUCAGGGGAUGUGUCCUGUCAUUCAGGCCAGGGAAAACAAGAUCAAUAUCUCCAAGCCAGAAAUGCCUUGCUUGCAGAACUAGUGAAGAGGUACGAAGGAGCUGUGGAGCGAAAAUCAAAACUUUUGGAUGUAAUUCGUUCUUUGGAGCUUCCAGACAAUCCAUUGGAUGAUAUAAUUGACCAGCUUGGGGGUCCUUGUAAUGUUGCAGAAAUCACCGGUAGGCGAGGCAUGCUUGUUAGAACUUCUGAUGGGAAAGGUGUCACGUAUCUGGCGCGCAACACAAAGGAGGUACCCAUGGAUAUGGUCAAUAUGAAUGAGAAGCAGCUCUUCAUGGAUGGUAAGAAGCUGGUUGCAAUAAUUUCUGAAGCUGGGUCUGCUGGUGUUUCUUUGCAGGCAGACAGAAGGGCAAUAAAUCAGAAAAGAAGGGUUCAUUUAACGCUAGAACUACCUUGGAGUGCUGACAGAGCAAUUCAACAAUUUGGAAGAACCCACCGGUCAAACCAAGCUUCUGCACCAGAAUAUAGGUUAUUGUUUACUAAUCUUGGUGGUGAACGCCGAUUUGCGUCCAUUGUUGCCAAGAGAUUGGAGUCUCUGGGAGCCUUAACACAGGGGGACCGUCGGGCUGGACCAUCUUUAAGUGCUUAUAACUAUGAUAGUGCUUAUGGAAAGAGGGCACUGAUGAUGAUGUACAGCGGAAUUAUGGAGCAGGAUCCUCUACCAGUUUUGCCCCUGGGAUGUAGUGCUGAAAACCCAGGUGCAAUCCAAGAUUUUAUUGUGAAGGCAAAAGCGGCACUUUUUUCUGUUGCAAUUGUGAGAGAGAAUAUUCGGGGUAAUGGGACGGGCUCGGGAAUAUUUUCUAGCCACAUAGCUGAUUCAGAUAUGCAUGAUGUAGGCCGUUUCCUUAACCGUAUCUUGGGGCUGCCACCUGAUAUCCAAAACGGGCUAUUUGAGUUAUUUGUCAGCAUAUUUGAUCUCGUCAUUCAGAAAGCACGCCUGGAAGGGUAUUUUGAUUCAGGCAUUGUUAAAAUGAGAGCGAACACCAUCGAAUUGCGUGGAAAUCCGAAGGUUGUUUACGAGGAUCCUUUGUCUGGUGCAUCGACUUUGCUGUUCACCUUCACCCUGGAUCGUGGAACCACAUGGAAGUCUGCGUCUGCAUUGUUGGAUGAGAAGCAAAAGGAUGGGUCUGAUUUGACUAAUAUUGGAUUCUACGAAUCUAGGAAUGAAUGGAUGGGAAGGCGACACUUCCUUUUAGCUAUCAAAGGUUCUGCUUCUGGAUUGUACAAGAUAUUCCGGCCUGCCACUGGGGAUACACUUAGUAGGGAGAUGCUUUUAACUGAAUUAAAAGAGAAAUACGUAAAGGUUUCAUACUUAGAGAAGGCUAGGAGCGGUUGGGAAGCGGAGUAUGAAGUGUCCUCCAAACAGGUUCUUCUGAUGGCAUACAUUUGCCUUUACCUGCAGUGCAUGCACGGCCCUAAUUGCAAGCUUGGUAACUUCUGCACAGUUGGAAGAAGAUUACAAGAGGUAAAUGUGUUAGGUGGCCUUAUCCUUCAGAUUUGGGGAUCUAUUGAGAAGGUCAUCUCCAAGCAGGCCCAUCAAAGCCAUAAACGACUCCGUGUGGUACGUAUUGAGACUACUACGGACAAUCAACAAAUUGUUGGGCUUCUUAUUCCAAAUGCAGCAGUUGCAUCUGUGCUUCAAGGGGUUCAAGAUGCUGGUGAUUGAGAUGUACCAAGUGUGGAGACGGCUUCUUUUUGGCUAUGGUUGAUUGGCAUAUAUAGGAGAACGAUUUUUGAGGUAUAGUGCGCAUACUUUUGCUUGAUUUAACUUAUUCUCGUUCACAGUAGUGUCAUUCGGGAUGUAUAUAAUAUGGUUUUUGUCCAGUUUCAACAGAUGAUUAUCCAGCCCCGAACAUAUUAUAACAGCUGAAAUGAAAUAUAAUGCUUUUGGUUACUAGGCUCGAA